Messenger RNA from Clavispora lusitaniae ATCC 42720, 885 nucleotides. RefSeq names its product type 2C protein phosphatase (gene PTC5). Gene Ontology annotation, biological process: protein dephosphorylation. Lineage: Eukaryota; Fungi; Ascomycota; Pichiomycetes; Serinales; Metschnikowiaceae. The record is from RefSeq and is a predicted model, not a curated record. Gene Ontology annotation, molecular function: [pyruvate dehydrogenase (acetyl-transferring)]-phosphatase activity; cation binding. Gene Ontology annotation, cellular component: mitochondrion.
AUGCCCGCGCUCUCUGGCUCGUGUGCGUUGCUUUCUUUCUACGACACAAGCUCGAAAAUCUUGAAAGUCGCCGUCACCGGAGACUCCAGAGCGCUCUUGGGCUCGUUCCGCGACAACAGAUGGACUGUGAGACAGCUCAGCAUCGACCAGACGGGCUCAAACCCAACAGAAGUGGCCCGAAUCAUCUCCGAGCACCCAGACGAACCCAACGUCAUCAAAAAUGGCCGUGUCUUGGGCACUUUGGAACCAUCGAGAGCGUUUGGCGAUUGCCGCUACAAGUUGCCGGCGUCCAUCCAGGAGAAAAUCUACAAGCAGUUUUUCGGAAGACGUCUUCCCAACAACUUGAACUCUCCGCCGUAUGUGACGGCGGAACCGGUGAUCACAACCACGAAAAUCAGCCCGGAAAACAACGAUUUCUUGGUGAUGGCCAGUGACGGGCUUUACGAAAUGCUUUCCAACGAGGAGAUUGUCGGGCUCGUAGUCAAGUGGAUGGAGAAGGAGAAAAUGGUGAAGCCCAACAAGUCGUUCUGGAACUACUUUGGCUCGAGCGAAAAGGGUCUUCCUGUGGUGGCAGAUAUCACCAACGACAAGAGCAGCAAACAGCCGUUCCGCAAAGGGAAAGCGUCUUUCGGCAACGGCUACAUGUUGGAGGACAAAAACGUGUCCACGCACUUGAUCAGAAACGCCUUGUCCAACGGCGGGUCUCGUGAACAGACGCUGAUGCUAAUUUCCAUUCCAAACCCGGUCUCGAGGCGCUACAGAGAUGAUCUUACCGUGACGGUGGUUUUCUUUGAGAAGGGCGACAAGGAGGACGACAAUGGCAAGUUGGAGAUCAACCGCGAGGCCACUGCUGGCGGCGUAGAUGCAUCCAAGCCCAAGUUGUGA